Messenger RNA from Macrobrachium nipponense, 739 nucleotides. Its product is annotated as ras-related protein Rab-8B-like. Gene Ontology annotation, molecular function: GTP binding; GTPase activity. The record is from RefSeq and is a predicted model, not a curated record. The transcript has 4 exons. Bases 57 to 587 code for a protein of 176 amino acids. NCBI's taxonomy places the organism in Eukaryota, Metazoa, Arthropoda, Malacostraca, Decapoda, Palaemonidae.
GUGACUACAGGAAAUGACAGCUCAGGCACACUUACUCAGUUUUGAACAGUGUCAAAAUGUCAAAACCGUACGAGCAUCUCAUUAAAAUUAUCCUGAUUGGUGACGCUGGAACAAACAAAACCAAAAUUCUUCUCAAGUUUGCCGAUGAUGGACAGCAACAGGGUCAAUUUAUAUCCACAAUAGGAUGUGAUUUUAAGAUACGUGACCUUGAAGCCCAUGGCCAUAGGAUACGACUCCAGAUAUGGGACACAGCUGGUAAUGAGACGUUUUUUACAAUAACGUCUUCCUACUACAGAGGAACAAAAGGAAUUUUCCUUGUUUAUGAUGUAACCAAUGAAAAAAGUUUUCACAAUGUCAAAUCAUGGAUGGGGAAUAUAUCUGAGGUAACAGGAAAAGAUGCUGUGGUCAUUCUGUUGGGGAACAACUGUCAUCUGAAGAAUGAUGAAAGGCAGGUUUCAUGGGAAAGAGGCUAUGCACUGGCAAAGGAAAUGAAUGUUAAAUUUUUUGAAGUUUCAGCAGACACAGGAACAAAUGUAGAGGAAGCUCUGAAAAGUCUCGUGCUAGAUGUUUUAGCAAAGGUUUAUUAAUAUCUUAAAGAACAGUGAUUUGUUGGUGUAACAUUUGUUUGGUGCAAACUGUAGCUCCUGUGAAAAGGAGAGAAACUUUGAAAUCUUAUAAUAUAAUUUAGAUGAUUUAUUCAAAUAAUAAAGGAGGUACAUAAAGAAUUUAUCAAACCUAA